CCGCCGCGAUGCCGCACUUCCUGGAUUGGUUCGUGCCGGUCUACCUGGUCACCUCCGUGCUCAUCCUGGUGGGCUUCGGCGCCUGCAUCUACUACUUCGAGCCCGGCCUGCAGGAAGCGCACAAGUGGCGCAUGCAGCGCCCGCUGGUGGACCGCGACCUCCGCAAGACGCUGAUGGUGCGAGACAACCUGGCCUUCGGCGGCCCGGAGGUCUGAGCCCGCGCCCAGGGCACCUCGGGUUGGCCACCUGCGCAGCCUGGAGACACUGCGCGCAGAGGGAGGACGCCCCCCUGGUGCUACAUGGCAGCCCACCUUGGGGAGCGCAGGGUGCUCUGGCUGGGGAGAGACGGGGCCCCUGGCACCAUGAGGUUCGGUCCCGGGUUACAGCCGCUGCCGUGGGCGCUCCGUGUCCAUCCCGCACCUGCUCUGGAGACAAACCCCCCACUCCCACCACACGCCACUCCCAGUGCCUUUGGGCUGUCUCCCCACAGUCCGGGGUUCCGGUUACACUCAGCCCCCUACCCUGCCCAGCCCUACAGUGCCACGUGGCUGGCCCCAAGGAAAGGGUGAGGCACCUGUCCUGUUCAUCCCAGCCCCGCUUGCUGGCGGCAGUUUAGAACUGGCCAGGGGCUGGGGGUGGAGGGUGCAGGAGAGCAGUCCCUGUGGGAAGGAGAGGGGUGUGGACACAGACAGCGAGGGGAGAAGCUGUGUGGGAGAGAGACUGGGGUUCCCGGCAGGUCAUCACUUGGUGGUAGGGGUGAGCUCUCUGGGUGGUGAGGGGGCCAUCGCAGCUGUUCCCAUCCCCAUCCCCCUGCCCCUGCCCCAAGGCUGAGGUCGCUGGCA
Echinops telfairi (small Madagascar hedgehog) is the source of this 842-nucleotide messenger RNA. It is a transcript of the gene SMIM45, whose product is annotated as small integral membrane protein 45. NCBI's taxonomy places the organism in Eukaryota, Metazoa, Chordata, Mammalia, Afrosoricida, Tenrecidae. Bases 9 to 215 code for a protein of 68 amino acids. The transcript has a single exon. The record is from RefSeq and is a predicted model, not a curated record.